AUGGCUGAAUAUGAAGAGAAGGGCUACAUUCGGCGGCUUUCAACGGCGGAGAAAUCGCAGAAGCAUUCGAAUGACUGGUACUUGCCAAUUUUCCCGGUAAUCAACCCGAACAAACCAGGGAAGAUACGUAUCGUGUUCGAUGCGGCAGCGAGAGUUAACGGUGUCUCUUUGAACUCAUUUCUCCUUACGGGACCAGAUCAGUUGGUGUCGUUGCUUAGCGUUCUCUUCAAGUUCCGAGAAUUCCGCGUCGCAGUUGUGGGAGACAUCCGAGAAAUGUUCUUUCAAGUCAGGAUGAAAAAGCAAGACCAACGAAGCCAGAUGAUAUUGUGGAUCAGCGGAGAUCCUGAUGAAGAACCGGAGGUGUACGUGGUGCAAGUAAUGACGUUCGGUGCAGCAUUUUCACCGAGUUGCGCGCACUACGUUAAGAACCAGAAUGCGGACAGAUUCGUGGAAGAUUAUCCAAGGGCAGUCGAGUGCAUCAAACACGAACACUACGUCGAUGACAUGUUGGCCAGCGUUGAGACUGAAGAGGAAGCGGUGAAAUUAGCGAGCGAAGUCCGAUCCAUUCACUCACAGGGUGGCUUCGAAAUACGUAACUGGUUGUCGAAUUCAUCAGCAGUCGUCAAGCGUUUACACGAAACCAGUACCACAGAGAAGGACAUGAGCCUUUGUGCGGACAUGGCAACAGAAAAGGUGCUAGGCAUGUGGUGGGAUACUGCCACCGAUUCGUUUACGUUCCGAAUCUCACCGAAGCACAACAUGGAGUUGCUUUCCGGAAGCAGGAUGCCUAUCAAACGAGAAGUCCUGCGUAUGUUGAUGGCGAUUUACGAUCCUAUGGGACUCAUCUCCAAUUUCCUCAUCUACUUGAAGAUCCUACUUCAGGAAAUCUGGCGUGCCGGAUGCGGCUGGGAUGAUGAAAUCAACGGGAAGCUAGCCGAAAGAUGGAUAACCUGGGUAGAAGCGUUGCCGAACGUCCGACAAGUGAGCGUACCUCGCUGUUACCGCAAUGCGACGUCUGCUGAAUCUACGAAUACCGUGGAAUUGCAUAUUUUCUGCGAUGCGAGCGAAAACGGAAUGGCUGCCGUGGCUUACUUCAGAACGGCCACAGAACUUGGUCCGCUAACGCAGGAGGAGUUGAAUCGUGCCGAGAGCAUCAUCUAUCGACAAGUUCAACAGCAAGCUUACCAGGACGAAAUCCAACUGAUCUGCAGCAGUAACCCAGAGGUGCAGCCAUGGGAGCGUACCUUGCCGAAGACUAGCCCGCUAUAUAAGCUCAGCCCAGUCAUCGAUGAGCACGGUGUUCUACGGAUGCGUGGACGUAUCGAUGCUUGCGAGUAUGUAGAUGAAUCUACCAAGAAUCCGAUCCUUCUGCCCAGGCGCAACUACGUAUUCGAUCUAGUGCUCGGCGACUACCACGCUAGAUACCGUCACCAGAAUCACCACACUGCGCUGAACCAGAUUCGACUAAAGUACAACAUUCCCCGUCUCCGUACAGAGUUCGAACGAGUUCGCAGAAAUUGUCAGCGUUGCAAAAUUCGGCAAGCGAGUCCCAGGCCUCCAGCAAUGGGGAACCUCCCAGCUGCCCGGUUGGCACCAUUCCAGCGACCGUUUUCUUACACCGGAGUCGACUAUUUCGGGCCGAUGCCAGUGAUAGUCGGCAGACGUACCGAGAAAAGAUGGGGAGUACUUCUCACCUGUAUGACAAGCAGAGGCGUGCACAUUGAAAUAGCACAUUCGCUGACGACAGACUCUUGCAUCCUAGCGCUACGCAAUUUUAUUGCUAGAAGGGGUCCACCGCUCGAGAUGAUUAGCGAUCGAGGAACGAACUUCAUCGGAGCCUCGAGGGAGCUGCGCGAAGCUCUGAAACUCGUCGACGAGAAGAAACUGAUGGUCGAGUUCGUCGGUCUUAACACCAAGUGGACGUUCAACCCUCCGACCGCUCCACAUUUUGGUGGAUGCUGGGAGCGCCUGAUCCAGUCUGUCAAGAAGACCAUGAACGAUUUCGACCCCCCGCGUUCUUCGGAUGGGAGUAAGCCCCCAAUCAUUUUCUACAGUCCCACUGUGCUGAAGCGAUCGUGGAAGAUGGCCCAGGUAUACGCCGACAACUUCUGGAAGAAGUGGAUUGACGAGUACUUGCCUACGUUGACACGCAAGACAAAGUGGUUUCAACCCGUAAAACCUAUCCAGGAAGGUGAUCUGGUGUUGAUAGCUGACUCCAAGCUUCCGAGAAACUGUUGGCCGCGAGGACGCGUGGUCAAGGCAGUUCAGGCAACCGACGGACAGGUUCGGCGCGUGACCGUUCAGAUAGCGGACUUCUGGAGAGACCAGCGACCAAGAUUGCGGUGCUAG
Ochlerotatus camptorhynchus is the source of this 2349-nucleotide messenger RNA. RefSeq lists its product as uncharacterized. The record is from RefSeq and is a predicted model, not a curated record. NCBI's taxonomy places the organism in Eukaryota, Metazoa, Arthropoda, Insecta, Diptera, Culicidae. The transcript is spliced from 3 exons. The coding region runs from base 1 to 2349 and encodes 782 amino acids. Gene Ontology annotation, molecular function: nucleic acid binding.